AUGGCGGAUGUAGGUGGACUCUGUUCUCACCUCUGCUUCUUCCUGCUGAUGACCAUGUGGCUCUACAUCACGCCGCUUUGUGGAGGUCACCUAAAGCCGGACGGCGAGUCGGACAAGAGUGCCGACGUGAUAAACGACUCUGAACGUUUGAUGGUACAGCUGGAAGCUCUCCUGCAGCAGGGAAACAGCAGCGACGUUUCUCUGAGGGUGGAGACCACAGACUCGGAUGACAUGAAGGUGAUCCAGGUUCACUCGCUCAUUCUCUCUUUACAGAGCCAGACCUUUCACGAGCUGCUGGAGAAGAGAAACAGCAGCACGGUGGUUCUGAGAGAGACUGCGCAGAGCAUCGGCGUGUUCGACAAGUUCAUUAGGUAUUUGUACUGCGGAGAACUCUUGCUGUGUUUAGAAGAAGCCACGGCUCUGCACGAGCUCGCCACCAAAUACUCUGUCUCCGCCCUCCGGCGCGGCCUGAUCGAAUACAUGAACAGGAACCUGGCCAGCGCCUUGCGCGGCGGUCACUUGGUGCACUGGUAUGAAUAUGCCACCGCACACGGUGAUGAGCACCUGGGGGCCAGCUGCUUGCAGUUCUUGUCACGGAACGUGUCGUUGGUCCUGAGGAGCCAGCAGUGGCGGUCGCUCGGCACGGAGCUGCUCACGGCGCUCCUGAAGCGCUCGGAUUUAGUCGUGUACAGCGAGCUUGAGCUUUUUAAAGCGCUUGAGAGUUGGAUAGUGUACAACCAACCGGAUGCUCUGACCGCGGAGAACAUUCUGCGCUCGGUGCGCUACGCCAUGAUCGCACCGCGUGAACUAUUCCGAUUGCAGCGGGAGUCUCCGGUGCUAACGCGCUACCACGAGUCAGUGCGUGACCUCCUCUACAUGGCCUACCAGUUCCACGCAGCACCGCCGCCCCAGCUGGCCAAGUUCUUCGACGUGAACUGUAGUCUGUUCAUCCCGCGGAACUACCUAGCGCCCGCGUGGGGCACCGCGUGGCUCAUUAACAGCCCGGCACGCGAUGACCGAACCGCCGUCUUCAACACGCAGCUCGGACCGAGCGCCCACGACGUCGGGAAGCGCGUGACGUGGAACGCUUUGUUUUCGCCGCGAGCCCGUACCGACGGUCAUCCGCGCAUCGUCAUCACCCCCGCCACCUCCAGCCCUGACUUCGCGGGCGUGGUCUUUCAGAAGACGGUGAUCGUGUGUUCGCGGAAGCAGGGCGAGCUCGUGGUGCAGCGCGUGUUCAACUUCCACCAGAGCACGGACGAGAACGGAGACUUCCUGACCGAUGAGGAUCUGGACGCGCGCGCUUCGGGGUAUUUGGUGGACGGCUGGCUGCAUCUGCACGUCAUCGUCAAGCCCCUGUACCAGUCCCUUCUGUCCACAAAGAAAUGAAAGUAAAAU
Trichomycterus rosablanca is the source of this 1398-nucleotide messenger RNA. It is a transcript of the gene btbd17a, whose product is annotated as BTB (POZ) domain containing 17a. Gene Ontology annotation, molecular function: protein binding. Bases 1 to 1389 code for a protein of 462 amino acids. The record is from RefSeq and is a predicted model, not a curated record. The transcript is spliced from 3 exons. NCBI's taxonomy places the organism in Eukaryota, Metazoa, Chordata, Actinopteri, Siluriformes, Trichomycteridae.